CUUUCGCUUCGCUGCAGCUAGCAGCUCCGGAUAGCGCCGAGCAGUGAGAGUGUGUGACAGCAAAGUUUGUCACGGAGAACAUUUGUGCGUCCGGCAGCCUCGUGUGUGUUUCAGAUACACUUGAGGGCACGUCGUGCUCAGCAGGAAGCUGUGUCACAGAGAGGAGACGAGGGGAAACUGUGUGCCAUGUAAAUGCCGCUGACUCCAAUGUCUGAUAGGCCAUGAUAGGCUUGCGAGUUAUGCAGGGGUUAUGGAAAGUCUAUUGAAUUGUGCUGAAGAGCAGCAACCCUCCUCUCCCCUGGCCAAGGCAUUGUCCAAGAAGCAGGAACCGAGCAACGAUCCAAAGCCAAAAGGUGUUGGUGGAUUUGUUUUAGUGCAUGCAGGAGCAGGAUACCACUCUGAAUCCAAGGCCAAGGAGUACAAGCAUGUGUGCAAAAGAGCAUGCCAGCGAGCUGUGGACCAGCUCAAAGCCGGGGCUCUUGCAGUGGAAGCAGUGGCUGCAGCGCUGGUUGAACUUGAGGAUUCUCCUUUUACAAACGCGGGCAUGGGCUCCAACCUGAACUUGUCAGGGGAAAUUGAAUGUGAUGCAAGUAUCAUGGAUGGGAAGUCGCUACAUUAUGGAGCUGUUGGUGCUAUUAGCGGUAUUAAGAACCCAGUCUUGGUUGCAAACCGUCUAAUGACUGAAGCACAGAAAGGGAAACUCUCAGCCGGCAGAAUACCACCCUGCUUUUUAGUGGGGCGAGGCGCACACGACUGGGCCGUCAGCCAUGGAAUACCACCAUGGCCCUCAGAGAAAAUGGCCACCAAGUUCAGUUUGUCUGCGUACAAGAGGAACAAGCGGAAGAUGGAGCUGGCAGAGAAAAUGGACACAGGAGAGAAUCAGAAAAAGAAACGAAGACAAUCAAGUGAAAACACGAGUUCUGUGGAGAAUGGUUCUGGGUGUCUCGACACUGUGGGAGCUGUUGUGGUCGACCUGGAAGGGAAUGUAGCUGCAGCAGUGUCCAGUGGAGGCCUGGCGAUGAAACACCCUGGCAGGGUCGGCCAGGCUGCCCACUAUGGAUGUGGCUGCUGGGCUGAAAAUGCCUGUAAUAUGAACCCUUACUCCACGGCAGUGAGUACCUCAGGUUGCGGAGAGCAUCUGAUUCGCACCAUGCUGGCACGGGAAUGCUCCACUGCCAUGCAGUCUGAGGAUGCCCACCAAGCACUGCUGGAUGCUAUGCAAAACAAGUUCAUCAGCUCCCCCUUUCUGGCCAGUGAAGACCGUGUUUUGGGCGGAGUGAUUGUCCUGCGGUGCUGCAGAUGUGUCGAAACCCAGCCAUCUCAAAAUAUUCAGGGUAUACUGGUGGAGUUCCUCUGGAGUCACACCACAGAGAGCAUGUGUGUUGGCUACAUGUCGGCCCAAGAUGGCAAAGCUAAGACACACAUAUCCAGAUUACCACCCGGGACUGUUCCCGGACAGUCCUUGGCCAUUGAGGGAGGUGUGUGCCGACUGAUGAGCGUAGUGGAGUGAGCCACAUCCGCCCUCCUGGGCUUCUUCAGCAAUACUCCAAAACAUACCCUUUCACCCACACACAGCCACACACAAAAACGCGCACACAUGCACACACCACCCUCACCCCCACCGCCUUAGCUGUUUAUAACUAGAGCAUGACCGAUACUGGAUGUUAAGACGGUUACAGAUUUUUUAGGGAGCAAAAAAUUCUAAUAUCAAUAUAUCCACUAAAGUUCAUAUUCUGUACACAACCACAAAUGCUCUACACUUUAUGUAUAGCAUUCAGUAGGACAAUUGUGUGUUCCUUGCUGGACAUACGGACGCUUGUCCCAGCAGCGCGAAGAGUGAAAGGGAUACAGAUGCUAUGCAGAGGAGGGUAAAAACUUUAUGGUUGUUUUGACCAUUCACCAACAUGCUCAGAGAGAGAUAGAGAGACAGAGCGAGCGAGCGAGCAAUGCUCGUCUUUAAUGUUAUUAUGAGAAGUGUUCAAAAUGUUCCAAAGCAUCUUUUUCCGCAUAUUGUUUUGUAAAAAUACAUUUUCACAUUAGGGCAUAUCAGAUGCCCUUUCUGCGAGUAUAUCUGUGAUUGGCCGAUAUCAGCUGAUGAAAUCUGUUGACCGACCAAUCGGUCGGGCUCUAGUUCUAACAGGUGUCUAGAAAGGACGGAGGGGGCUUAGCUUCUAUUUAGUGCACUUACGUGACUUCCGUUUGCCACUGUCUGCCUCCAGCAUGUACUCUAUGCCAAUUUACUCCCAGGCACUUCAGUGUCACCUGGAUUUGACUUGAUGGUACAUGUCUUUCUUUGUUACUCUUUUCCAACUAAAAGUAUCGUCCUUCCUUUUGUAUAUAAGCUAUGAGGAUUUAGAAAAACAGGGUGGAUGAACGUUUUAUUUUGUAUCGCUGAGCAGAUUUGACUAUUUUCAAAAGCAAGAUUGUAUUUUGUUCUCAAAAUACUUUUCAUAGUUAAAAAAAUAUGUCUGAUUGCACCUUGUGGAAAGCCUGCUACUCAAAACAAUUGUUAGGAAUGGAGCAUUUGUAGCUGCAACAGUUAAUGACGAUAACAGCAUUUUUACAAUGUUAACAUGUACAGACCAGCUUCCAUGUACUCGUGUAGGUAUAUAUUGAUAUUAAGAUAUUAAUCCUGCAGCUUUACACCAUACUGUAACAUAAUGUGCAUCUUAGGUCAUGAUGAGUUUUGUAACAUUUUCAGCCUUUGAAUGCUUUGCUUUGAUUGUUUUAAAAAUGUGAAUGCAUAAGUAUAGCAUGUGUGGAUUCUAUAGCACGCCACUGAGGCAGAUGAAGAAGCAGGAAGCUAUUGGAUAUAUAUAUAUAUAUAUAUCACACACAUGCACAUAUCUGUGUGGUUGUUUGUGUGUCCGUGUGUAUGCAUACUGUUUGUGUGUAAAUACAUAGACAUACAGUAUAUAUACACAUCUUUGUGUAGAUGUGUGUACAUACAAUAAUGUAUAUAUAUAUAUAUAUACAUUUGUGUGUGUGUAUAUAUAUGUGUUUGUGUGUGUACAGAAUAUAUACACUAUAUAUAUGUAGUAUAUAUACUGUGUGGAACACAAACUGUAUGUGUGUGAGAAAAGUACAUAUAUAUAUAUAUAUAUAUAUAUAUAUAUAUAUAUAUAUAUAUAUAUAUAUAUAUAUAUAUAUAUAUAUAUAUAUAUAUAUAUGUAGUGCACAUGUAUAGUGCUCAGGUAGCAGCAUUUGACCCCACCGUCAGACAUGACUGUUAGUCAUCAGCUAUAUCAGAUAACAGUUUAUAUUUGUAUAGUCACACUGACAGAGACACUUAUUUUCUUGCUAAUCUAAUUUAUGUAUCAAGUCCAUGAAAUGGUGCUGUUGAGAAUUGUACUUGAAAGGAGAAAUGGCCUAAAUUGAUUUCUUCUGUAGGGAUUAAUCAGUUUCUCUGGUUUGCUGUUUCACCCAUAAAUAAAAUACAGUCUCAACAAAUAUUCUUUACUUGAAAAUGCAACUAAUAUAAAAUAGUAUAAGCUAUGGAAAUGGUCAAAUGUGCACCUCUGUCUACAGUGUUCAAAAAGUAAAUAAAGUUUAUGUUACUACA
Messenger RNA from Pleuronectes platessa (European plaice), 3562 nucleotides. It is a transcript of the gene tasp1, whose product is annotated as taspase, threonine aspartase, 1. The record is from RefSeq and is a predicted model, not a curated record. The transcript has 14 exons. Lineage: Eukaryota; Metazoa; Chordata; Actinopteri; Pleuronectiformes; Pleuronectidae. Gene Ontology annotation, biological process: protein maturation. Bases 251 to 1510 code for a protein of 419 amino acids. Gene Ontology annotation, molecular function: threonine-type endopeptidase activity.